Molecule: messenger RNA, 2516 nt
Organism: Hemibagrus wyckioides
Lineage: Eukaryota; Metazoa; Chordata; Actinopteri; Siluriformes; Bagridae
Gene: polh
Product: polymerase (DNA directed), eta
Exons: 10
Coding region: 315-2354 (679 amino acids)
Biological process (GO): response to radiation; error-prone translesion synthesis
Cellular component (GO): nucleus; replication fork; site of double-strand break
Molecular function (GO): DNA-directed DNA polymerase activity; damaged DNA binding
Source: RefSeq, a predicted model, not a curated record
AGAAGCUAGGAGAGGAAGAGUAUAAUGUAGGCGCGAAGUUUAUGUUGCUAGUUAAUUCGCUAUUUUGGGAGAUUAAAGGAUGUCAGUAAAGCUUAUUGAAGUGAUUUUGAUUAGAUUUGGUCUUAUGUCAGGUCUUCUAGUCCAUUGUGAGAUGUGUUUGUGAUAUUUUCAGGUAUUUUACUAAGCUCUUUAGCUUCUGUGCUAGCGUGUUUACAUGCACUCUGAUUGAGUACAGCGCAUGCGCAGUGCUCAUGUGCGUGGCUUCUAUACCAAACUACCGAUAACAGAGUAAUACAUACUGUAGCUGAAGCGUGAUGGAGGUGGGAAAGGACAGAGUGGUGGCCCUGGUGGAUAUGGACUGUUUUUACGUGCAGGUGGAGCAGAGGUUGAACCCUCAGCUGAGGAACAAACCCUGCGUCGUGGCUCAGUACAAAACCUGGAAAGGAGGAGGUAUCAUAGCAGUCAGUUAUGAGGCCCGAGCCCAUGGUGUGACCAGGAACAUGUGGGCAGAUGACGCCAAGAAACUGUGUCCAGAUCUUCAGGUGGCGAGAGUCCGAGAGUCACAUGGGAAAGCCGAUCUAACGUGUUACAGAGAGGCCAGUGUGGAAGUGAUCGAGAUCAUGUCCCGAUUCGCAGUCAUCGAGAGAGCCAGCAUCGACGAAGCGUACAUGGACCUCACCAGCAGCGUCCAGAAAAGAUUGAAGGACCUAGAAAAAUCAUGCAUCGGUCCACAGUUUCUGAAGAAAACUUAUGUGCAAGGCUUUCCUGUUCCCGACUCAGUGGAAGAUGCGACAUUGGAUAAAGAGGAGCAGCGGUUAAAGGGACUGCAGGAGUGGCUCAACACACUGCCUGACUGCUUUCAACCAGGCUGUUUAGGCUACUCAGAGGUGUGUUUGGCUGUCGGAGCGAUGAUCGUGGAGGAAAUGAGGGCGGCAGUGGAGCAGCACACUGGAUUCCAAUGCUCUGCAGGAAUUUCUCAUAACAAGGUAUUAGCCAAGCUAGCGUGCGGUCUUAACAAACCAAAUCGGCAGACUGUGCUUCCUCUUGGAUCGGUGCCUGAACUCUUUAUAACAUUACCCAUCAGUAAAAUUCGCAAUUUAGGAGGGAAACUGGGUGCUUCCAUUACAGAGACUCUGGGGGUAGAGAAUAUGGGAGAACUCACUCAGUUCACACGGGCGCAGCUGGAGGAACACUUCGGAGAAAAGACUGGGCGAUGGUUGUAUGACUUGUGCAGAGGCGUUGAGUUCGAGCCAGUGAAACCCAGGCAGCUCCCCAAAUCCAUCGGCUGUAGCAAGAACUUUCAGGGAAAGUCAGCUCUGGCUACAAAAACACAGGUUGAACACUGGCUGCACCAGCUGGCCCUUGAGCUGGAGGAUAGACUGAAUAAAGAUAAAGAGAUGAACGGCCGAGUUGCUAAGCUGCUGACCGUGGGGGUCCACCAGGCUGGAGAUAAAAAGCCCAACAGUUUCUCUCGCUGCUUUGCUCUAUCACGCUAUGAAGCCUCAAAGAUUUCUUCCGACAGCUUUGCCAUCAUUAAGAGCCUUAAUGCUGCCGGCAGCCAUCAGGAAGCCUGGUCUCCUCCGCUCACCUGUCUCCAUUUAUCUGCCAGUAAGUUCAUUGAGAACUCAUCAGGAGAAAUCACUAGUUUCCUCAGCAGCGACGUAGCACCAACCCAGUCGCGUCGAAAAGCAAACGGACCAGCUUCGAAAACAGAAACCGCACCGAAGAAACCUGGAGCUAUCCAGGCCCUUUUCCAAAAAGCUGCCGAAAAGAAAAAGAAGGAAGCCGACGAAAGCUUUAUAGAAAAGGAACCCGUUGCCUUCCCGUCUUCUUCAGAGAACCUUCCACACAGCACAGAAAGUCCUCAGAAAGUGCCAGUGGUUUCAAAUAUGUCACUUUCCUCUUUUUUUCAAAGAAAGACAAUGGAGAAAACGUCUGACAGGUUCCCUAUAGAGAAAGACAUGAAAGAAAGCACAGAGGACAAAUCUCAGACUGCAUGCACUUCGUCUGGUGUCGAUGAGCCAAAUCGUACUGAGAUCUUCACUCAAAAUGUCAACUUUAAAGAUAGCAAAGAGGACUUUCACACGUGCGAACGCUGUGGACAGGAAGUACUAAUGUGGGAGAUGCCAGAACACACCGACUACCACUACGCCCUCGAUCUGCAGAACUCCCUCUCUUCUUCUUCCGCCUCCACGUCAUUAUCAUCUUCAUCAUUUUCUUCACCAGUCAUGGCUCAAACGCCGUCGUCAUCACGUGGAAAGAGCAGACCCAAAACUCAGGCUGGACCUCAGGCAAAGCGUGCAAGGCCCAUGGACAAACCGACCACCUUGGAUUCUUUCUUCAAGAAAGCCUAAUUUUUAUAAAAACCUGAAUCCUCUACAUAAUCAGUCUAUUUUAUAUCAGUGCUUUUGCAGAAAGUUUGUCUGGUUUACAAACAUGAACAUGCUAUAAAUAUAAAUAUACAAUAAGAAUAAUGUCUUAAUAAAAACUUGUCACUUUAGAAUUUAAGUCAGUUU